AUGUCUGAUCUUUUUGUUGAGCUCACUGCGCCCAAUGGCCGCAAGUAUUCGCAGCCAAGGGGACUGUUCAUCAACAACGAGUUUGUCAAGUCGAAAUCUGGAGAGACCAUCACUUCGAUAAAUCCAAGUGAUGAAAGCGAAAUUGUUUCCGUCUACGCAGCUGGCCCGGAAGAUGUAGACGACGCCGUCGCAGCAGCACGAAAAGCCUUCAAGAAUCCUGACUGGCGAGACAUGGACACUAACGCUCGUGCGGAUCUACUCUACAGAUUCGCCCAGCUAAUCGACGAGAACAAGGAGACCCUUGCGACCAUCGAGACAUGGGACAAUGGCAAGCCUUACUCCGUUGCGCUAAAUGACGAUCUGGGAGAGGUUGUUGGAACCAUCAAAUACUAUGCAGGCUGGGCGAACAAGAUUCACGGACAGGUCAUCGACACUGGCCCAGCAAAGCUUGCGUACACUCUUCGUGAACCACUUGGUGUUUGCGGACAGAUCAUCCCAUGGAAUUUCCCUCUCGCAAUGGCUGCGUGGAAACUGGGACCUGCUCUCUGCACAGGCAACACCAUCGUUAUGAAGGCAGCCGAGCAGACACCGCUUUCCAUUCUCUAUCUUGCCAGUCUCGUUAAGGAAGCUGGUUUCCCACCAGGUGUUGUCAACAUCAUCAACGGAGAGGGCAGAAAAGCUGGCGCCGCACUCGCUCAGCACCUGGACGUUGACAAGAUCGCCUUUACUGGCUCAACAGCUACUGGAAAGGAAAUCAUGAAGAUGGCUGCUGUGAACAUGAAGAACAUCACCCUGGAAACGGGUGGGAAAUCACCUCUCGUGAUUUUUGACGAUGCAGACCUUGACCAGGCGGUCAAAUGGACGCAUGUUGGCAUCAUGUACAACCAAGGCCAAGUCUGUACCGCAACCUCGCGAGUCCUAGUCCAGGAAGGCAUCUACGAGAAGUUCAUCGAGUCCUUCAAACAGCACGUCAAGACCACGUCAAUCGUCGGAGACCCCUUCCAAGACGACACUUUCCAGGGCCCGCAAGUCACCAAAGCACAGUUUGACCGUGUUCUCGGUUUCAUCGAGGCCGGCAAAUCUGAAGGCGCGACCCUUGUGGCUGGUGGAGAAGCACACAAGAACGCGGGUGGGAAGGGCUUUUUCAUUGCGCCUACCAUUUUCACAGACGUCAAGGAUCACAUGAAGAUCUAUCGCGAGGAGGUUUUUGGACCUUUUGUUGUCAUCAGCUCGUUCAAGACGGAGGAAGAAGCCAUUGAGCGUGCGAAUGACACGACCUAUGGGCUGGGAGCAGCGGUAUUCACUGAGAACAUCACAAAAGCCCAUCGUGUGGCGAGACGGAUUGAAGCGGGCAUGGUAUGGAUCAACUCGAGCAACGACUCGGACAUCAGAGUGCCGUUUGGCGGUGUGAAGCAGAGUGGGAUUGGCAGGGAGCUGGGAGAAGCUGGAUUGGAGGCCUAUACCAACAAAAAGGCCAUUCAUGUCAAUCUGGGCACGAAGUUGUAG
Molecule: messenger RNA, 1506 nt
Organism: Plenodomus lingam JN3
Lineage: Eukaryota; Fungi; Ascomycota; Dothideomycetes; Pleosporales; Leptosphaeriaceae
Biological process (GO): polyamine catabolic process
Molecular function (GO): aldehyde dehydrogenase (NAD+) activity
Source: RefSeq, a predicted model, not a curated record